This is a messenger RNA of Tachysurus fulvidraco (yellow catfish), 5018 nucleotides long. It is a transcript of the gene abcc4, whose product is annotated as ATP-binding cassette, sub-family C (CFTR/MRP), member 4. Gene Ontology annotation, cellular component: plasma membrane. Gene Ontology annotation, molecular function: ATP hydrolysis activity; chloride channel activity; ABC-type transporter activity. Gene Ontology annotation, biological process: transmembrane transport; monoatomic ion transport. NCBI's taxonomy places the organism in Eukaryota, Metazoa, Chordata, Actinopteri, Siluriformes, Bagridae. The coding region runs from base 155 to 4144 and encodes 1329 amino acids. The transcript is spliced from 30 exons. The record is from RefSeq and is a predicted model, not a curated record.
GUUUACUAAACAUGAAGCCGGAGUUGGUCUUCUAGUCUCUAUCAUGUGCGCGUUACUGAAGUUACACAACAGCUGAAGCUGUUUUUCUUGAGUCUACAGUGUACUAGUAAUACUUUGCUUAGCUGAAUAUCAAGUAAACUAAUUGGUAGUCGUUAUGGAGCCAGUAGGUAAAAAUGCGAGGACUAAUCCGGCUGCUUCGGCAAAUCUAUUCUCUCAGAUCUUUUUCUGUUGGUUAAAUCCUCUGUUUCGUAUUGGAUACAGACGUAGACUCGAGGAAGAUGACAUGUACAAAUUACUUCCUUCGGAUGGCUCCGAGAGACUGGGGGAGGAACUUCAGUGCUAUUGGGAUCGUGAAGUGGAGAUUGCAACUAAAGAACUCAGAACACCUAAGCUUACCAAAGCCAUUAUCAAAUGUUAUUGGAAGUCAUAUACCAUCUUGGGCAUAUUCACUUUUAUUGAGGAAGUUAUUAAGUUGGUACAACCAGUGUUUCUUGGCAAGCUUAUUCGAUACUUUGAGAACUAUGAUCCCAAUAACAUGGAUGCACUGUAUGAGGCCUAUGGCUAUGCUGCUGGGAUGUCUAUCUCUGUGCUAUGUCUUGCAUUACUGCAUCACCUUUAUUUCUUCCAUGUCCAGAGAGCUGGCAUGAAAUUUCGCAUCGCCAUGUGCCACAUGAUUUAUAAGAAGGCAUUGCGCCUUAAUAGUGUUGCAAUGGGAAAGACCACCACAGGACAGACUGUCAACCUUUUAUCUAAUGACGUCCAAAAAUUUGAUGAGGUGACAGUUUUUUUGCACUUCCUGUGGGUGGGGCCGCUGCAAGCUGCAGCUGUUAUUGGGCUUCUGUGGCAGGAGCUUGGGCCAUCAUGCUUGGCGGGUAUGGCAGUGCUCCUUUUUCUGCUGCCUUUGCAAUCCAUGUUUGGGAAGCUUUUCUCUAAAUUCAGGAAUAAAACAGCAGUCCUUACUGACAGCAGAAUACGCACAAUGAAUGAGGUGGUGUCUGGGAUACGAAUUAUUAAGAUGUAUGCAUGGGAAAAGCCAUUUGCAGCAUUGAUCAAUGACAUCAGAAAGAAAGAAAUAUCUAAAAUCAUGAGCAGUUCCUACCUGCGUGGUCUGAACAUGGCAUCCUUCUUUGCUGCAAGCAAGAUCAUUGAAUUUGUUACUUUCACUGUGUAUGUGUUGGUGGGAAACACAAUCACAGCGAGCCGUGUCUUUAUGGCUGUGUCACUGUAUAGUGCUGUUCGCCUCACCGUCACUCUCUUCUUCCCUGCUGCCAUUGAGAAGGUGUCUGAGGCUAGCAUCAGCAUCCGUAGGAUCAAGAAAUUCCUUUUGCUGGAAGAGUUGGCUAAGCACAACAUAACAGUUUCUCAAGAGGAGAAAAAGGAAGUGUCUGUGGAGGUCCAGGAUCUCAUUUGCUACUGGGAUAAGAGUCUGGAUGUUCCAACACUACAAGACAUAUCCUUCAGUGUGAAGAUGGGCCAGCUCCUUACUGUUAUUGGCCCUGUUGGUUCUGGAAAGUCCUCUCUCCUCAGCACCAUUCUUGGAGAAUUGCCACAGGACAAAGGAGUAGUUAGGGUCACUGGGAAUCUGAGCUAUGCAUCCCAGCAGCCUUGGGUGUAUCCAGGUACCAUCCGCAGCAACGUCCUUUUUGGAAAAGAACUACAGCUACAAAAAUAUGAAAAAGUUCUGAACGCCUGUGCUCUUAAGAAGGACAUGGAGUUACUGCCUGAGGGAGAUUUGACUGUGAUUGGAGACCGAGGGGCUACUCUCAGUGGAGGUCAGAAGGCUCGAGUUACCCUUGCCAGGGCUGUGUAUCAAGAUGCUGAUAUUUACCUGUUGGAUGAUCCCCUAAGUGCAGUCGAUUCAGAAGUUGGACGACAUCUGUUUGAACAUUGUAUUUGUGGCCUUUUAAAGAAUAAACCAAGGAUCUUGGUGACUCACCAGCUACAGUACCUGAAAGCCGCUGAUCAUAUCCUGGUUUUGAAAGCGGGUCAAAUAGUGGGGCAGGGCACAUACACAGAGCUACUGCAUUCAGGUGUGGACUUUACAUCAUUGUUAAAAAAGGACGAAGAGGAAGAGCAGACAGGAGGAAUUUGGAGCAUAGAGUCUGCUCGCAGCCGAACCCUUUCACAGAACUCUGUUCGCUCAGGGACCUCAUCAGUGGUGUCCAGUAAAGAUGAAGCAGAUCAGCUGCCUGCAGAAACUGUUCCAACUAUGUCAGACGAAAGUCGCUCUGAGGGGAAUAUAGGGAUCCGUAUGUAUCUGAAAUACUUAACUGCUGGAGUCAACAUAUUGAUGCUGCUUAUCAUUGUUCUGCUCAACCUGCUUGCACAGACAUCCUAUAUCCUUCAAGACUGGUGGCUUGCAUUCUGGGCUUCAGAACAGGAGAAGCUGCAUGCGCUAAACCAAAACCUUACAUUCACCAAUAGCUUUAACACCAGCCUUAAUCAGAAUGUUACUCAGCAGCUAUCCAUUGAAUACUACCUGGGCAUUUAUUCAGGUUUAACAGCGACCACUAUUCUGUUUGGCUUCACACGCAGUUUGCUGAUGUUUAACUCUUUAGUGUGCUCUGCACAGACGCUCCACAGCCGCAUGUUUAACUGUAUCCUCAGGACCCCUGUCCGCUUCUUUGACAUCAACCCUAUAGGAAGAAUCCUCAAUCGAUUUUCAAAAGACAUUGGUCAAAUAGACUCCAUGUUGCCUUGGACAUUUGUGGACUUUAUCCAAGUGUUAUUGCAAAUCUUGAGUGUAAUUGCUGUGGCUUCUUCAGUCAUCCCAUGGAUUCUGAUCCCUGUGCUGCCCCUCCUUAUAGUCUUCCUCUUUUUACGGCGCUACUUCCUGCAGACUUCACGUGAUAUCAAGCGACUUGAAGCCAUUACUCGAAGCCCUGUAUUUUCUCACUUAUCAUCCUCACUGCAAGGCCUUAGUACAAUUCGUGCCUUCAAGGCUGAGGAAAGAUUCCAGCAGGCCUUUGAUUCUCAUCAAGACCUGCACUCAGAGGCCUGUUUCUUAUUUUUGACCACCUCCCGCUGGUUUGCUAUGCGUCUGGAUGGAAUGUGUUCCAUAUUUGUCAGCAUUACUGCCUUUGGAUGCCUUCUGCUGAGAAACAGCUUGGAGGCAGGUGCUGUUGGAUUAGCCUUGUCCUAUGCUGUAACGUUGAUGGGCAUGUUCCAGUGGGGUGUCAGACAGAGUGCUGAAGUUGAGAAUCUGAUGACCUCGGUAGAAAGAGUGAUGGAAUACACAGAGCUGGAGAAUGAAGCAGCCUGGGAAACACAGAAGCCUCCUCCUGGGUGGCCAAGCAAGGGGUUGAUUACUUUUGAUCAGGUUAACUUCUCCUACUGUUCCAAUGGGCCUCUAGUGUUAAAAAACUUAACAGCAUUGUUCAGACCCAAAGAGAAGGUUGGUAUCGUGGGUAGAACAGGAGCAGGAAAGAGUUCUCUUAUCUCAGCACUGUUCCGCCUGGCAGAGCCACAAGGAAAAAUCUAUGUGGACGGUGUGUUAAUUUCUAAUAUUGGCCUGCAUGACCUUCGUCAGAAGAUAUCUAUUAUCCCACAAGAUCCAGUGUUAUUCACUGGCACCAUGAGAAAAAACCUAGACCCCUUCCAGGAGCACUCGGACAAAGAUUUAUGGAAUGCAUUAGAAGAGGUCCAGCUGAAAUCUGUGGUGGAGGAGUUGCCUGGUAAGCUAGAGACAGUUCUGGCUGAAUCUGGUACUAACUUCAGUGUUGGUCAGCGGCAACUUGUGUGUCUUGCCAGGGCCAUUCUGAGGAAGAACCGAAUACUCAUUAUUGACGAAGCUACAGCUAAUGUAGACCCCAGAACAGAUGACCUCAUUCAGAAGACCAUCCGGGAGAAGUUCCGGGAUUGCACUGUCCUAACCAUCGCCCACAGACUCAACACAAUCAUAGAUAGUGACCGAAUACUUGUUCUUGAUGGUGGACGUAUACAUGAAUAUGAUGAGCCCCAUGUGCUGCUUCAGAACAAGGAUGGAAUCUUUUACAACAUGGUGCAACAAACAGGAAAGGCAGAGGCAGGGUCUUUAAUUCAGCUGGCAAAACAGGCAUAUAUGAACUGUCGUCAGCCAAACUUGGCCAAUGGCCUGACCUCCAGUAAAGAAGUUAACCUGGUCAUCUUUGAGACUGCUCUGUAAGUUUGGAGGCUUCCUGCAACUAGCCCACAACACCCUUCAACUGAAGACUCAAGUUAUGCACAGACAUUGGAAAUCACUAAUGUAUUUAUGAAUGUAUUUACACCAUUUUUUUUUUUCAGAUUUAAUUAUAUUGGACUGCCUUUGUUUCUUCUAAGAUUAAAGUGAUUCAAAAAUAAAUUUGGACUAGAAUUUUUUCUUCAAGAGAUCACACUAAAUAUAUUAAACAGGGUACACCUGUGUUCAUUUGAAAUCUAUUUGUGUUCAAAUAUGCUUUAACAAUGAAUAUCACUGAGGUCUUGGGAGUUCUCAAUGCUAAAAUGCCAGAUCCGGAAUCCUGCUGAAGGCCAAGAAACUGCCCUUGAAGCUUUGAGAUCGACAAAUCCUUAUGUUCUUCUUUAAUAUCACAUUCAAAAACCAUGGGGAUCCAUUCCCUUUUUGCUGCCAGACCAGCCUCGACUAAUUAGGGAAGAGUGGAAUAUUUCUUAUCUACACCAUGCACACUGCAUAUAUGAAUAUUUUUUCCUUUUGCAAGGCUGAAUGGAGUAAAGAACUCCCAGUGUUUGGGAAUUCAAUGUAGUCCGUAUUCAGCUGUCUGGUGCAAUUUCUCUAGCACAUAUGCUGCAAUCCUGUUUAGGAACUAUAUAACUUAUCAUUCGUUCUAAAGUGGAUUUUGUUAAUCAUUUUGUUAAUGAUUUUGUCUAAAGUUUAAAGAAUAUUUAAUUAUCUAGGUAGUAAUGCUGACCAAAAAAUGAGAUUAUUGUUGUUAUUAUAUUAAGAUUAUUUCCAGUUUGUUCAGUGAUUGCCAUCUAUACGUAAUGUUUAUAUUUUUUUAUAUUUUUUAUGUUCUUUUCUGUGUAUUAAACUUGGAAAUCUG